Molecule: messenger RNA, 1340 nt
Organism: Tuber aestivum (summer truffle)
Lineage: Eukaryota; Fungi; Ascomycota; Pezizomycetes; Pezizales; Tuberaceae
Source: the annotation of a GenBank genome assembly
AUGGCAUCGACUGGUGGAUUGACACGGAGGAGGGGUGGUGGUGGAGGCGGAGGCUCGGCUGGGGACGAAGUUGAUCGCAGCGGUUCACCAUCUACCUCUAGACCGACGGAACCCCGAAGCGGAGGGGGGGAGGCAUCAUUCACGAGUGAGAAUGGGCAUAAGAUUGGUGAGCUUUGUUUGUUGUUUAUUUAUCUUUGUCCUUAAGAGGAGAGGCUUGGGGUUGAACUGACGAGGUCUUUGUGGGAGCCAGCUUUUGAUCCCAAAGAUAUCAGUGAGAAUCAGGAGAGGAACAAGCAGCCAAGGCUUACUCUAAUGGAGGAAAUUUUGCUUCUCGGGUUGAAGGAUAAGCAGGUACGCUUUAUCACCUCUUUGUGACGCCUUGGGUUUAGAUCUUCCCUUUCUUUCCAGGUUUCUAACUUGUGGGGUUCACGCAGGGAUACUUGUCCUUCUGGAACGACAAUAUAUCUUAUGCACUCCGUGGUUGCAUCGUUUUGGAGCUUGCCUUUAGGGGCCGUGUUAGCAUGCAGAAGGAUUCUAACAGAAGGAGAUUCCCGUUAUCGGACAGGAUAAUCGAGGUUAUUGAUGAUACUCUUACAGGAGAGGUGUUGCUCGACGAGGCUCUGAAAAUGAUGAAAGCGAGCGAAAAGAUGAGCGUGAGCUCUUGGAUUGAUCUUAUGAGUGGUGGGAUUUCCGAUUCCAUGACUGCAGGUUUCCUGGAGCAGUCGAGCUAAUGUGUUUGGGUGGUAGGCGAGACCUGGAACCUGAUGAAGAUAGGAUACCAGUUAAAGCAGGUCCGUGAGCGCCUGGCCAAGGGUCUAGUGGAUAAGGGGAUCCUGCGCACGGAGAAGCGUAACUUCCUACUUUUUGAUAUGGCUACCCAUCCAGUUGCAGAUGGCGGGGCGAAGGAUGAGAUCAGACGCCGUGUCCGAAAUGUUCUUACUUCUCGCACAGUUGUGUUACCCGGGAAUCCGUUCUUGCCAGAAGACUUGGAGUUCCGUUAUCUACGGACAGUGGCUAUGGUCUGUGCUGCAUACGCAGCAAACGUACUGGAGAACGCUUUGGCUACUCUUGGUCAUGAGGCUAGGGAGAGGGCCUUCGCUCAUGUAGAUGAGCUGUUGGCCGAGUUUUCACAAUGGCCGUUCGCCAAGAGAAACACCGCCGGUGGGGUUGGACUAAACCUGGGGACUGUUACUACGGAGGAAUUGAAUAAAAAUAAAGAUCGGGAGCUCCAGAUAGAGGUAUGAUCAUUCGGUAAUGGUUGAUUUGGUUUGAUUUUUCUGACUUUUUUCUAGGUCGUCGCUGCUGUACUGAGCGUCUUUACAAGACUCGAUUCACUACUU